Electrophorus electricus (electric eel) is the source of this 2192-nucleotide messenger RNA. It is a transcript of the gene entr1, whose product is annotated as endosome associated trafficking regulator 1. NCBI's taxonomy places the organism in Eukaryota, Metazoa, Chordata, Actinopteri, Gymnotiformes, Gymnotidae. Gene Ontology annotation, cellular component: midbody; centrosome; ciliary basal body. The record is from RefSeq and is a predicted model, not a curated record. Gene Ontology annotation, biological process: regulation of cytokinesis; positive regulation of cilium assembly; positive regulation of protein localization to cilium.
UAAACAGAGAAGAAGACCAGGAUCUGCAAAGAAUGAGCCGUUUGAAGAUCAGCCAAAAUUUAGGUCAAAUACUAUUAUAAAAAUUAUUUCAGAAAUAUUAGCUACCUAAGGUUAGUUAAAGUUGUAGCUAAGAGCUAAAGAAGCUAUCUAUCGAAACCCAUGGGAAGUCGAGCAGCAGGAAUGUGUUAGCUGGCUAAAUAACUAGCAAGUAGCCACUUUUGGAUAAAAGCAGGCCAGACAAAAAUGUCAAAACACAAAACAACCAAGAAAACGCUAAUUAUUGAAGAUGAUGAGCUAAAUGAUGGUGAAGAUGGACUGAACCCAUUUUCUUUCCGAGAAUUCAUCAGGAGCAAAACUCAAGUUUCAAGCACUGCUGAUGGUCUUGAGAAAACAUUUGAUGGUGCCUCUCAAGGGGAGGAUAAAUAUAAUUACCCCAGAGGCUUUGAUCACAGCCACAAAGGACAUUUCUUCACAGAUCCUUCAGUGCUUGGCCACUCCUUUGGCAGUGAAUCGGAGUACGAAUGGACGGAAAUCUACCAGCCCUCAACUAUUGAGGAGGCUCACGAUUUAGGACUAUGUGGGAGUUUGGAAGGAAGGAACGUUUUGCCUCAUUCAUUGCUGUACAAUGAAGACAAGGAUGAGACAGCAAACAAGUGGGACGUGGGAGAGGGAUUCUCACCAGAGACUCAGUUUUCUAGAAAAAGCACUGGAAGUUAUGAAGGAGAUGAGGAGACAUCAGUCAUCGACGUUUCAUUUCACACUAAGAAGAGCAGCGCUGAGAAUGGGAUUAGGGACCAGCAAAAACUAAGAGAAGAAAAUGCUCAUCUUAGGAAGCAUAUCAAAGUACUUUCAAAGAAGUCAGAGAUGGACUCCAUGAUGAUCAGACAACUCACGGAUGAGUUACACAACCGAAAGAUACAAGAGGAGAGGGAAGCUAAAGCCCUGGAGACAAUGGUUCAGUCAGUGGAACAAAACCUUCAGCUAAUGACCAAACGGGCUGUUAAAGCUGAAAACAGUUUAUCUAAAUUAAAACAAGAAAUCCAGCAACUCCAGAACCAACUAGAAGCAUACAAAAGUGAAAAUGAGCAACUUCGAGCAGGAGAGACUGCAGCCUUAACCACAAUGAGACACAAUGCGCAAGUGGCAUCAGAAUAUCUUAACAAAACAGCCAAAGAUGCUGAGACUUCCAUCAAGCAGUUGUUGACAGGAAGGGAGACACUGUGUCUUGUAUCACAGUUGCUGAGUUCCGUUGACAAGAUCACUGAGUUUCAAAAAUGAUCAUUCGUUUUCUUCAGUAUGUAAUGUCUUUGUCAAAAUAUACAUAUAAUAUACACAUAAUACAUACAUACUGGCCAACUGUCGUGAUUUUAAGGACAAUGUAUGAUAGGUUGGAGGUAUCAUCGGUCUCAUAUUCAUCACUCGACAGCACAGACUGGUAAAUGUGCACUGUGUGACACAAGUGGAAUUUUAACUCUAGUCUCCGAGGUAGAGUGUGCCUCUUCAUUAUAAAAAGUUGUAGUGAAGGAAUACAGGUGAUUUGACUAAGUGCCUUUUAUUUUACCAUAUAUAGCAUUUAAUGGUUUGCUGUAAUCAAACGUCUAACCAUAUGAGCCCAUACAUCCACAGCAUUUGGCUGAAAUUCUUUUGUGACUUAUAUUUGUUAGUAUACAUCAGUGCUCCUUGGGAAUUGAACCCACAACCUUGGUGUUGAUAGCACCUUGCUCUACACUGUACUGUACAAUAUAUCUAAAAUAUGGACUUCUUUAAAAAAAGUUAUGCAAACUGGACAGGUUUAUAUUCACCUGAAUUUAGAAUAACAAAAAAAAAUUAUUUUUGCCUGGCUGAUUUGAUGCAUACAAUGCAAGAUGUUUUCUGAAACUGGUCAUACUGUUUUUGAUGGAAAGAAAAUUAUAUGUUGCACUGCUAUUUGACCAAAGAGUCAAAUAAACCACAUAGUUAUGUGCUAUGAUUUUAUUUUAUCAUCUUUACUCCUGUACAAAUGUAUUUCCUUAUUUACUUCAUUAUAUGUUGACUUAAACUAUAGUAUUGUAUUAAUUUAAUCAUAAACAUGAGUAUGCUAUAUUUUAUUACCUUACUAAUCUGGAAGCUUUUUUACCAAAUAAAAUACCGUUUUAACUAAAGAAUAAAUGAAUAUCAUUUCUGUGUGGUACAAUAAUUUUCUUUUUAUCCUU